GUGAGUCUGUACUUUGGGUGUGAUGGUAACAUGUGGGUGUCCUGUGCUAUUUUUUUAUUACUGUGCCCUGCCUGUUCCUUAUUUCAUAAAAUUAGAAAGGAACACGUGCCUGCAUUACUUUAUCUUAUGGGUUGAUGAUCCACACCAUCUACAAUCCCAUCACAAGAACUGCAACUCCCAUCAUCACCAGCUACACACUGCAAUGCUGUGAACUGAGCUGCCAGAUGUUAGCAUACACAGCUAGGCGAUGCUGCUUGAAAUCCUUUUAGUAAGACAGACACCCCAUCCCCCAGCACUUAAAGCUGACAGCAGCAGGCUGUGAGCACAGACAGACAGACAGGAGUACUGACAGAGAGUCCCCACUGCCCACAUGCAUUCACCUCAUCACUGACAUCAAUGCCACCAAUCACACAAGUCAGGGGGAGGGGCUGAGACAUGCCACGCCUCUCUUGGGAAACUUCAACAGAGACAAACUUGAGCUGCAGCUUGUAGUGUGAUCUACAGCCGGGAAGUGAUUGCUACAAAGUAUCAGUGGGGAGAACUCUGAGGGCUGAUACAAUGAAGUUCUGCAACACUGACUUCUAUCUCCUGUUCAGCAGCUCUGCAACACACAGACAUGAUGAGAAUCGCUCCUCACUGAGAAACCCAUGUGAAAGCAGCUCUUAUCAGGGGGGGAAUGUCACAGAGCACUAACCUGACACCUGGCACCCACCUUUACCUGCCCAGCAGUAUCUGUGUGUGAGAGACAUCAUCUUCAGAUUUUUAUACUUUUUUUGGAUUGGAAUUAAUAAAACAGACUGAUUCAUCACUGAAAUAAGUCUCCUGUAUAACAGGGACACAGAGUGUGUCUAGGGACAGCUAGAAGUACCUGUUGGGGAGAUUGCUGACACUCUGCACCUGGAUGUGACCUUAAUGUCUCCUUUGGAAAGUUACAACAUGUCUAUUGACAGCAUGGUGGUCUCUCUGAACUCCACCAGUAACAGCACUGUCCUAGGGAGACCCCCUACCAUCCCAUGUGUGAUGUUUAUAUUUGGGGUGGUGGGGAACCUCAUUGCCAUCAUCGUCCUGUGCAAAUCCCGCAAAGAGCAGAAGGAGACCACCUUCUAUACCUUAGUAUGUGGACUGGCCAUCACUGACCUGCUGGGGACCUGCUUGGUCAGCCCUGUCACCAUAGCCACCUAUGUCAGGGGGGCCUGGCCUGGGGGGAAAGAACUAUGUGAGUACAGCUCCUUCAUCCUCCUGUUCUUUGGGCUGUCUGGUCUCAGCAUCAUCUGUGCCAUGUCCAUCGAGAGGUACCUGGCCAUCAACCAUGCCUACUUCUACAAUCACUACGUGGAUAAGAAGCUGGCUGGUCUGACCCUCUUUGCCAUCUAUGUGACCAACGUGCUGUUCUGCGCACUGCCCAAUAUGGGUCUGGGGAAGACCACCUUCCAGUACCCGGAAACCUGGUGUUUCAUAGACUGGAGGACUCAGGUGCCCACCUACGCCGCCUACUCCUACAUGUACGCCGGGUUCAGCUCGUUCCUGAUCCUGGUCACGGUGCUGUGCAAUGUGCUGGUGUGCGUGGCGCUGAUCCGCAUGCACCGCCAGUUUGUGCGCAGGACAUCGCUCGGCACGGACGCUCGGAUCUCGGACUUCAGGAGGCGCCGGAGCUUCAGGAGGAUGGCCGGGGCUGAGAUCCAGAUGGUCAUCCUGCUGAUAGCCACCUCGGUGGUGGUUCUAAUCUGCUCCAUCCCCCUGGUGGUAAGUCCAACCCAGCCAUGUGCUCACACUGUACCUCCACAGGAGCUCUGCCACACCCCUAGCCUUCUGCUCCCAGAGAGUUUUAUCGUUAUUUCUUAUAUUUUCUUAUAUUAUAAUUUAUUUUUUAGAUCAUUUCUAUGACGAGGAUAACUGGGCACUAGACAUAUAAUGUAUCUCUUCUGCACUCUGAUCCACCAAUACUUAGUUUGUAAAGUUGAAAGUUAAAGGACGGAGAGGGGGUAAACUCCCAGCGCACAGUGCUAAUAUAUAAUCAUGUAUAAAAUCUGCUUGUAUGACAUUAAAUGCCAUUAUAGGCUUCAUGUAUAGGCAAGGUAUCUAAGCCAAUGUGUAGGGGAUAUGGGAAUGAUACUACAUUGAUUUCUAUUGCUGUUUACUCCAGGGAAAUUUAGUUCAUAACUUUCUGGGGUGCAAAGACCCCCAAGAGCACUGCAGUAUGAAAUGUAAAGUGUCAGGGAAAGUUUACAAGAUUUUACUGUUAAAUACAUUUAGAAUGGAACUCAGCUGUUGAUGGACUAAACACCCAUCGCAGUGAGCCAGCACUAGUAUCAAAGUUUAAAACUAUUGCACAUAAUGUACACUCUGUGCAGCUAGAGUAAAAGAUCCUCAUUUCAACAAAAACAAGGCAUUGGUGUCUAUUUUUGGCAAUGAGACAGUUGUAGAUUCCACUCCCAAGGUGCUCAGCCAACCAUUCAUGGAAAAUAGUCCACAGCAGCUGCAGUGGCAAAGCGUAGUGAAAAUGUGUUCUUGGGCUAUGGUUAAAAGAAAGAAGUUGUGAAUGUCCCAUUGUAUAGCUCUGCAGUGAUUUAUCAAUACAAAUAGUAUAUAAUGUAAAGGUGCAUCUUUGGCAAGACAUUUCUCCAUAUUUAAUACCUAAACCUUGUGUGUGACACAAAUUGCUAUAUUCAUUUCAUUGCUAGAUUAUUUUUUAUAAUCCUCUAAGAGUAAGUAUUAUUCUAUAAUGACUAAUACAUGUUACUGCUACCACGAGAAUAUAAUGGGCAGAAAUUUUAACAUUUUUGGUUAACCCAGACUCCUGCAUAAAAAGCAAACACUUAAUUUCCAAUCUAACAUGUCUUAUUCAAACAGUGAGUAAUACUUUUCUUUAAAACACUAUUGUCUUACUGAAACUUAACACCAAAUUAGUUAAAAAAAAUUAAAAUAAAACAAGCUAUUUUAAACUAUAUCUAACUGCAACUUACAUUUCAAACACUUUUCCAAAUAUUAACUCUAGGAGUUAUUUGCAAACCAAUUUUUGUUUAACCCCUUAAGGACACAUGACAUGUGUGACAUGUCAUGAUUCCCUUUUAUUCCAGAAGUUUGGUCCUUAAGGGGUUAAAAAUGCAGAGUUUUUAUAUAAAGAUUUUUUUCAAAUCUUUUCAAUUCUCAGGCGUCCAAAUAUUCAAGAAGGGUAUGACCCACCCCAGACAUUUCGCUAAAAUAAAUACAGAAAUAAUUAUUAAAUAAGUUUUUUUUUUAAAUGGUGCACAAAAUGAGCUGUUAAAAAAGACACUCACAAUUAUAUUACAGGGAUAGGCAACCUUUGGCACUCCAGAUGUUGUGGAAUACAUCCCCCAUAAUGCUGGCAAAGCACCAUGGGAGGUGUAUUCCAAAACAUCUGGAGUGCCGUAGGUUGCCUGUGCCAGUUAUAUUACAUAGCCUUGCUUUAAAAAAAGGGGUAGGUUAUCUACAUAGUGAAUCAUGGUACACUGAGUAUACCUUUCUAAACUUACUUCACAGUACGAUAAGUUGGUAAGUUAGUCUGGGUCUGAAUCCCCCCACAAUUAACUGUUUAGUAAGCAAACCCUAAAUAGCUCACCAACACUUUAAACAAGCCUGUUCUGUGUGUGUAAUAUAGUUACCAUCCCUGUUCUGCCAGUUUACCAAGAAGUUCUCUAUACACUCCACCUGAAGAUUGCAAUGCACUAUAGAUGUGAAGCAAGUUGGAAUAUUCUAAAUUGCUGUGUUAUUUAAAUUUAUAUCAGUUCCAGCCAUAUAAGAACUUUAACUGCCACACAGGGGAUUAAUUAGUCACUAAUUAUUAAUGAGCAGUGUACAACGUAGCUUCAAGCCAGUGAAAAUGUAUUUAGUGGAUAAUUUCGCGAGCAAUAGCGAUCAAUUGUUAAAAUGAGAGUAGAAGAAAAUAGUUUUGUAAUGAAAGCAGUUUGCAUCAAAUUUAUCCAGCCGUGCAAACGGCAACCACCAAAAUGCCCAGAAAAUCUUCACAAAGUCCUUGUGAACUUGAUGGGAGUUGGAGUUCAAAUUGAUUACAGAGUGAAUGGUUACCUAUGUGGUUCUGAAAUGGCUUCAGAUACAACUAAGCGAUCCAAACGUCAGGGGAACAUCCAGGAGGACAAUCUGUCAUAAAACUUUGAACGUUUGACGUCAGAAAAUUGUAAAGCGUAGUGUGUUGAUAUUGACUUCCUAGGAACUCAUUUCUGGUUGUAAUAAUUGGAAUCAUAUUUAAUGGCUCUCUCCGGUGAUUCACUGUCUCCGAAAAGUUUGAUUUUUCCUUAAAGUGAGUUAGAAAGCGAAACCCAGACUCCGCCUCAUACAUCUGGAUAGGUUUUAUUUUCUAUAUUUAGGUUAGAACUUAAUUUUUAAGUUUCUAUAGAGCAGGGGGGCCCAAAAGGUAGAUCCCCAGAUGUUGUAGAACUACAACUCCCAUGACACUUUGCAUACCUUUAGAAUGCCUUGAGAAUGACAAAGCAUCAUGGAAGCUGUAGUUUUAAACAUCUGGGGAUCUACCUUUAGAGCAACCCUGGUAUAGAGAGUAAACUCAUGUUUGCGGUCUCCACUCGUCAAAGAGUUAAAACUAAAUUUAAAAGAACAGCCUGAUAUUGGCCUCUAGGUUGCAAACAUGUAAACAAAAUAUAUCCUGUAAGUUUUCUUGUAAUUGUCCUAUGUAUAGUUAAAUCACCCCCCCCCCCCAUUUCAUGAUUCGCUUUUAUUCCAGAAGUUUGGUCCUUAAGGGGUUAAAGUACUGCUUGAAAGUAAACACUGUUAAGUUGUGUGUCUGUGUUGCUAUUAUUAUUGAAUGCUCAAUUCUAAAAUUGGAUCCAAAGCUUUUCAAAAGAGUUAGUUCCUGGCUACCAUAGUAAAACUAAGAAAUCGUUCUUUAAGCCGCUUUUCAUCAGUUGUUUGAAUGGCGAGUGGUAUGCUGUCCAAGAUUGAUGUGGUAGCUGGCAGCCUAAAUAACUAACACAAUCACCAACAUUUUUGGUUUACAGCUGACCAUCUGCUUAAAUGUAAUGUCAGAUAGAAUAUGGGAAAAAGCUCUGGCCUAGUUUGCAAACUUGCACAGAUGAUAACUUAUUCAUGGUUGUUUGUAGCAGUUUGGGCUGUUGCAAAAACUUGCAGUUGAGUCAUUUGUACUCAUUCAGCAGCUGAGAUGGAACACUUAAGUUCUCACAAAUGAACCGCAAAGCAUGUAAAAAAAAACCAACAAAAUAAGAAUCAAAACAAAGUCUCGGAAGGAUAUUAUAAUUUAAACCACACUUUAUAUGUGUCUCCAUUAAGGGAACCUUUGAUUUUUGCAUAUACCUUUUUCUGAUCUAAGCGCAUAUAGUAAAUCAUUUGUUGUGUCUUGGUAUUUUCAGCAUACCCCGCAACACAUUUUACGAGGAUACUCAAGCAUGUGUUUCGAAAACCGCUGGAAGAGUCAUGUGCAACUUGAUGACAACUUGCAUAUAGCAACUCACAAAUAAAAUCACUCGCUAAUUUUAGUAUGUUCCAAACCUAACCAUUCCUGAAAUGUAUCCCUGAAUUUUUGGUAUCUUCAGUGGAUAUCUGAAACUAGUUAUACUACAAAAGUGUACCAAAAUAACUUAAAGUCCACAGAUGCUGUGCGUUGUUUAAUUCAGGCAUUCUGUUUGUGCACUUAACAUAAGAUUUGGACAGAGCCUUUCUGCAAAGAAUCUCAGUCAAACUUAAAGUAACAUCCCAGUAUAAUACAUAAUAUAUUUAUCUAUAAUACUGGAGUGUUUUAUUAACAGUUUAGCCUGCUUUUCCCCUUGAAAUAAAGGGUUAGCUUACAUCUAAUCCAGCAAUGAGAUGAUUUUGCACUACAGCUCUGCUCCGCCCACCAAUAGAAUGCUUCUUAAAUGAAGCACUGCAGCAAAGGCUGCAUGAGCAGCAAAUGCUCACCUGUGCUGACUGUAUCUGAUAGAGAGGCAUUGAAACCAAUGCUUCUCCAUGCAAUCACAUAAAAGACACAGAACUAAAACGUUUGUACAUCAUGUUUUGAACUAGAAAUUCAGAAUCACCAAUGGCAGUUGUCUGGGUAGCCGUUUAUUGAUUAUUCAAAUUUCUAUAUAAAUCACGGAUAUUCUGUCAUAUUUUUUGCUGUGUUAUGCAGAUUCCGGAAGCCUCACGAGUACGGUGUUCAGGCCAUUAUGGAAAUGGCAACCACUACACAAGUUCAUAAUCAUUCGUUUUGUGCUCUCUGUUUUAAUGCAUCAAUUGAUUGUUGACUUUGCUUUCACUAACAAAUAUUAACUCAGCAUACAGAUAAGAAUGUUCUAAAUUCUUCUUUGUUAUCUGAGCGACUUGAUUAAUACAAUGCUAAUACCCGGUCAGCAAUAUUGUUUUUUUAUAUGACUUGUGGAUGUAGUUGAUAGUUCUUUGUGUGUUUAUUUGGGAAUGUAAUCACCCAGCUGUGUCAAUUUUGGUUGGUAACAACUGCUCCGAUACCUGAUUGCACUCUUAGUCCUUGCCAGAAGAAACAGCUCGUAAGUAAAUAUUAGCAGGCAGUGAGGGCAAUUUGCGUAUGCCUGCUAUUUUUCUUAAUUUGAUAACAUAGUUAGGGCUCACAAUUUCAUGCCCAGUGCUACGGAUGAACUGUAGUAAUUGCAGGAUACUUUUCAUUGCUGCCUGUGGAAUCCAUAUCUGGAUUUACAACUAUGCCAAUCACAGAGCUGAAAAGGAAGUCAGAAAAAAUAAAAUGCAAAUAACUUUUCACCUGUACAUGUGAAGAGAGAGAAACUCACUUAUGAUCUCUCCCCAUUAUAAAUGUCUCGCCUUGCUUGAAGUACUCCUUGCAUUGUACUUGUGUAGAGUCUCUGCAGACCUUUAAACGGCACAGGUUGAAUAAAUUACUUUAAUCUAAUCCAUCAAGUUCUAAAUCUUGGUGCCCAGGUUUAUUGUGUAUCCUUAACAGCCAGGCAUCCCCUCUGCAUACCAGGGAGCAGAAAAAUAAUGUCCCACCAGAUAUUGUCUCUGUGCUUGCCUGAUGAGUUGGAGAACAGCAGAGGAGGAGGGUUAUGGGUUCAACGCUUAUUACCUUUCCUACAGAGAUGCAGCUUCCUGUUGGAAUAAUUAAUCUGUAAAUGAAUCCAUUGUGCCAUUAUGCAAAGAAAGACCAAUUUUUAAUGAUUUGUUUUUGUUGUUUCUUGUUUGUGGACUGUAAAAAAAUUAUUUCAAUUCAGUUACAGAAUACUGAAGCCUAUCUCCCAAGUUUUCCUAAUAAGGUCAGAUAGUCACAGUUGUGGGUUCCUGUUCUGCAGUUCCAGAUUUUGUUUUCUGGUGUUCUGCAUUUGGGCCACACCUGGGAAAUGUCCCCAGAAAGCACACCACAAUAGCAUCUUCAGUCGCACUCACGGUGUGCACAGUGACCUUAGGGCUCUUAGACCUUGGCAGAAUAUUUCAGAAGCACUGUGUUAGAGGGUCUGGUCACGCAUCUGGCUGGCUGACAUACCCUUUUUUCAGAAGGCCUGCCCUGCAUUGCUGCCCUCCCUUGUGUCUUGCCCACCACACACCUCAUGUCCACCACUUCAGAUAAAAAUCAGAAAGCAAUACACAAACAUGUAUUCUAAAUGCAAUAAUGCUGUGUUAAAGGCUUAGAAGCCUGCCCCUCCCCCCAAAUAAGGAGUAAAAAAAAAAGCCUAAUUACCUUUUCUCCCUUGAGGCACCAGUCUCCGCACCACCAUCCCACCUCCAUGAGUAAGAUCGUCAUGAUUUAGGAUUUCCCAAAGGAAAGCAUUGGAAGGCUGGUGCGGAAGUGCGACAAAACACAACACUUUUUUAACCUGAUUGAAAUAGCAGACUUUCAGAGUGACAGCCACAAGGGGCAUUUAAACCCAGCAAGGUAUACAUUGCUGUUCCUGUAGAACAACAUCGCUUUACUUUGAAGGGUUAACCAUACAGGACAUGACACCCAGACCACUUUAUUGACAUGAUGUUGUCUGGUUGCCUAUAGUGAAUGCAGACUAAGGAACCACGCACACACAAAAUACAGGAAAGCAUAAAUUGAAGAGAGACUCAGGAAGCAGUUUAAGCAGUAAGUAUUGCAGUUAAAAUUGAUAUCGGACCCACCGAUAUUGGGGUACUGUGUUGUAGUUGUGGUCUUAACACAAUAUGGCCACAUGGUGUAACUGAAUCCCCAUAUUUGUUUACUGAGAUACGUGGUUUUAACCCCUUGAGGACCAAACUUCUGGAAUAAAAGGGAAUCAUGACAUGUCAAACAUGUCAUGUGUCCUUAAGGGGUUAAGCUGUAUUUGUUUUUUGUGUGUUCGCUGUCCCUUAGUCUGUAUUUUGUAUAUAUUUUUUUUAUUGUCUGUACGGCAGCACCACUACUUAGGAAUGCAUGUUCCGGGUGUGCCCCCAUGUCCCCUUUUUUCUGGGUGCCUAUAGUGUCCCUUUAAGUAAAUGAAUAUUUUGAUAUAUGAUUUAUUCCCUGUGUACCAAAUGUUUGCAUAGUCUUCUCUUUUGCGAUAUACUAUCCUUUCUAUACUGUAAUAUGUUUUCAUCUUCUUUGCUCAGAUGUAUAUGGUCAAGGUGGGAUUUAGAUGUAUGUGGUCACGGUGGAAUUUUUGAAAUUCCAAAGAAGACCCUGUAGGAAAUUUGAGCAUUUUCACCGAGUGUAAUUUAUAGUUGAGCCAUCAGCUUGUUUUAUCUGAGCUUGUGGUUAUCGGUGAAUAAUAUGAAAACCGUAAAUAAAUGUAAGCAUUGUUUCUUAAUGUAAAAAAAAAAAAAAAAUCAAUUUUAAAAUCAAUUUUCUAAAAAUUAUUACUAUGCCCUUUUGUCUCUAAUUUGACUUUGACUGGAAUGUUGCUAAGACAGAUUUUUUUUUUACUUAGUUAAAAUUUCAAAAGCCACUUACUCUAAAUGUAUUUUUUAAAACAUUAUAUUAUUCGCGGCACUGAAAAAUAAUUUCCAUGUUAAAGGGGUUUCCUAAUUUAUCAGUAAACACUGCAGUGAGUCCUAUUGCAAAAUAGAUAGAAUCUUAACGUACCUCCACCGGCCUCCAACUGGAGGAGUUAAAAUUCUAUAAAUAUAUACGUAUUGAGCUGGAAACCCUGUAUACUUACCUAAGACAAAUCUGUUAAGAUAGCUAUGCAUGCUACAAUUUUCUUUAUUUUUGAUUAUAACUGUGCUAAUGGAACAGUUAAUAAAUGGGUGAAUGUGUUCCAUAUUGGGCCCUAGUUCAGGACAAUGUGAUGCCAUGAUUCUGAUACCAAUACCCUAAUCAUGGUCUAUUUAGCGCUUUGUGUUCCUGUUGCCUUGGGGAAGCAUUUAGUUUCUAACACCUACAGGUCACUGACUGUCUGUCACUACAAAAGACGUGGAGGUUUUCCCAUCUACCAGUAUAUCCGUUACAUUACAGAAGCUUUUUUCCUAAAAAAAAUUCAGGCAAACUAGCAGAGUUGGAAACAUCUCCAUAUUUACUAAUCUGGAGAGUUCUUUCAAAUUCAGCUGGUCAUCAAUCAGCUCUUCACAAAUCACAGUUUAGUGAUAUCUAUAGCAAAGAUAAUUGCUCUCUGUAUGGUUCUCAAAGAUCUAAUACGUACGUAAAGGAUGACUUUGCCACUGAUUGCUUCAAGCAGCAAAGUCAUGCAAGUAGGUGUAAAUACAGUGCUCAGCAAGCUUCAACUAGUAUCAGUUAUAUUCUUACAUAUUCAUAAGAAAUAGCUUUGAUGUUGUAUUAUCAUUCAAUUACUCUUCAAGUAGAGACAUGUAAAGUUAAUGAAUGCAUGAAUAGGCUGGCUUUAAAACAAACAAGUUAUUAGCAACUACUCAUAAAAAUGAGAGUAAACAGGUUUAACACUUUGAGAGCUGUUAAAUCGUCUACAACCUCUCCCCAGCACUGAAGAGGUUAACAAUGAGUAACCGAAAAGAUCUGGGUUCUAGAAAAGCCAGACAGACAGAUAUCAUCACCCUGAGCGAGCGGUAUGGUUCCAAUAUAUUUAACGAUUACUAAAAAGAAAACCAAAUUGGGAAUAUUUAUUUCCUGCAUUAAGAACAUCUUGUGGAAAUGAAUCCUCUACAUCUGGGAGCAUAAUUUGAUUUGUUUAUAAUGUGUCUGUGACUCUAAUUUCUUUCUCUGUUUCUUUUGUCUUCUUUUUGUCUUUAGAUUUUUUAAUUGGUAGUGGCACAUCAUGGGGAAACAAACAAGCUAUAAUUCUGUGCGUUACACAGCUGGGUAUUUUAAAAUUCUUUAAAAAUGUCUGCUGUGCAUUUGGCCAAUCUGUUAAAUCCUCUGAUUACUAGAUAAUAAUAAAGGGGAUUUUGUUGUUUCAAUCACAGGUCACAGCUCCCAAAGGAUUGGUUCCUGUUUUCUAAGUACAGAUGCAGAGACCACUUCCACAGUAUUCAUUUUUAAAGGGAUCAAGAGAGGUCAAUAGACUGCUCCUAAAUGUCAGAUGACAGACAACAUGAGUUCGGUACAAUUCACUUUGAAAUCUAAUCUUGAAAAGACUAAAAAAAAAAGAAUGGACUGGAGUUAUAUGGUUUUGGGAUACACCGUAUAUUGCACAAAGUAAAUCCCUUUUUUCAUCCCCAAAUUACAAAGCACAAUUAAGGACAAAAUCGAUAAAUUAUACAACUAAGCUGCCAUCACAGCUUUUGCAAUUUGGUUUUCAAUUGAUUUCAAUUUGGUGUGUUCAGUUACCAGCUAGAAUUAGAUAAAUGAUGCUUAUAAGUUAAUCAUUUAAAAAAAAAAAAAAAAAGCCUUAGGAAAAUGUUUUAGUUUAUGCAGAACUUAAUGACAUAUUUUAGUUCGUCACUUUGUUACCUCACGUGCCAAAAUAAUUGGUAUUUUUGAAACUCCAGGUUUUAUACACUGAACCAGGGGUAGGCGACAUUCGGCACUCCCGAUUUUGUGGACUACAUCUCCCCUGAUUCCUUGCCAGCAUUAUGACUAUACGAGCAUAAUGGGAGAUAAGGUCUACAGCUGCCUACCCCGGCACUAAACUGUGAAUUUUGGAGAGAUGGUAUGGAGAUUUAAGAUUUUUUUCUCAAAUUAUGUGGAUGGAAAAUUGUAUUCAAUUCAGUUUUGUUUUGUUUUUUACAACUCCUCAGUUGUGACCUGAAAUUUGCAUAUCUGUUCUCAGUUCUUCAUAAUUCUAAAUUUGGUGAUUAAAAGGAUACUAUAGUGCUAGGAAUACAAUGUUGUAUUGCUAGCACUGUAGCUCCCUCGCGCAUUAGGCCCUUCCAAUAGGAAAGCAAUGCUUUCCUAUGGGGAUUUUACUGAGGCUGAAUGUUCUAACAUGCAGGAAGUGCCUCUAGUGACUGUCUGAUUGACAGCCACUAGAGGCAGUCUUAACCCUGUAAUGUAAUUAUUGCAAUUUAUCAGAAACUGCAAUCAUUAACAUUGGACUGUUAAGGUGACAGAUUGUCACUGCACCCAGGCCAGUUCAAUGAGUUGAAGUGGCAUGGGUGCCUAUAGUGUCCCUUUAAACUCUUUUAGGUUGUUCCUGCAAUCCAAACAUUGAUUCCAUCAAUGUUGCCCUCUCUGCAAAUCCUUGCUCCAGUUUAAUUUGAGGUUAAUGAAAUGCUAUGUCAUUUAUCAGUUUCUCGUGUGAAGUGCAUCAACCAAGGGUUAAAAUGACUUGGCAAAACUAAUCUAGACGGACUAUUAUUGACCCAAUCCAUUUAAAUGAAAAUAGGACUUCUCAUUGCUUUUCCUAUAAAUUAAUAAAGAACGAAAGCAAUGAUUUGACAGACCUGCCAUCUGCUGGCCACAACACCAGAAGGGAUUAUUUCAUUAUUUACUGUGCUGUUUUAUGAGAUGUUAAAACGUGCUUUUGAUUUCCAAGUAUUUCAUGAGAAAUCCAGUAAUGAUCAUGACGUCCUGUUCCCAUUAGUGGACAGUGUGCGCGCUCGCAUAAUUUCUGGAUGGUUUACAACAGUUGUUAAAUAACAAUUUUUAUUUUAUUUUGUUUUUAACAGAUGAAAAAAAAACAUUUGUUUUUGUUUAACAUCUUUAAAUCGUACGACUUACCAAUGGUUUGUAAAGACUGUGUGUCCAGUUGGCGGAAGAAAUAUCUUGUUUUUUUUGUCUUUUUUUAAGAAAAAUGCAGUCUUGCUUAAAACCACAGAAUUCUUUAAAUAUGUUCUUGUUAAAAUAUCAUAUUGGCCUGGUUCACAAACUGAAAACCAUUAUUAUUAUCCUGGCAUGAUCAGAAUUUGUUGUUGUGAUAUUCUAACAUUGGACAGCCAGAGUUCAUUAUAUUUUUGGCUUUAUAACUCAACAGUUGCUUGUUAAGUGUGGUUUAUUGUAUUAUUAACCCAUUGUUAAAAAAGGUCAGCAAGAUUAAUCAAUUGGAAAACCAAUUUCAAUCAAGCAUAUUGCAUUUGAUAUACCUAUAGUGAGGCAUGAUGCAAUACUGCUGAAUCUUAUCACCAAGGUUAAAGGGACAGUGUAGUUGUCAGACUGUAGUAAUUUCCUGACAGCUAAGAAAGGUAAUUCUGCUGUGAGAACUGAAUCAAGACUUGGCUCUUCCAGGCAAGCUCCCCAAAUACUUCUCAUAGAGAGCAUUUGAUUGGAGGAGCAGGCAUGUGCUUCUCAACUCCAAUGCUCAUGUAUGAGAAGCAAUGGUUAGAGAGACGAAGAAUUGGUGUGACAUCGCAGGAAGUGAUUUGAUUGCCUGUAGGGACUAGAUCUCAGUGCUGGCAAAAAGGUAAAUACUACUCUUUUUUUUACUUUGAUUUGGUGGGGUGCUGUAUCUAAAUAUUGAGGAGAAGACUAUAGUGUUAGAAAUACAUUUUUGUAUCCAUAACACAAUAGUUCACCUUUAAGAUGAAGUACCUUUUUUUUUUUUUUAGGUGCAUCAAUGUGCAGUUUCAGGAUUCAAAAUGGCAUUAAGCUUGUAAACUUUACGUCAUGUCUUGUAUUUAGAAUGGUCUUUGAAGGGUUAAAAAAUACAAAAAGCAGAUAUAGAGAAGUGAUUGCAUAGUUAAAGGAAUCACCUUUGUUAAUAAGGUGAAACGCGAUCCCUUAUUAAUGCCCUAUGGGUUAGUUGCACUGUAAGCCGGGUCUAAUGGUUGGAAAUCCGUCUCCAUUAUUUGGUUUUAUGUGUCUUGUAAACUGAAUAUAUGCAAUUAACGCAAAGCCCCAAAGACACAGCGUUGCUCCUUACAAAUCUAGGAAAUCUCAGGCAAGGAUCAUAGAAAGAACAUCGCCCCUAAGCUAGUUUUCUGUUUCGCUGUCUAUAUUUCCAACAUCACUUAUUUUUACAGUUAUAAAUGAUAAGGUGUUAAAAUAAUUGAUUUAAAAUAUCUUUAAACAAUUAUAAGUAUCUGUCAACCACUAGAAAAAGUUGCUUCCAGCUUUAUAUUAUAUACAGUACAAAUACUUAAUAUCAAACAUUUAGAAGUAACCAUUUAUGCUGGCUUAACUUGCUCUUUCGUUGUAUUUGACAUAUUUAAUGUUGUGAUUUGUACAGAGAAUUAGGUGCCUUUUGUGGUUUGGACCAUAUUUCACUUUGAGGUAAUUAGAAUCAAGUUAAUUAAGAAUUGCUACAUUCAUAUAUUCCUUCUUUGGAAAAAAAAAAGUGUCUUAUACAACAUGUUCCAACAGGCUAUAUUGAGAAGGGAUUAGAACUAACCCGAAUACUCCAAUAACAGGAGGUGCCAAGAAUGCUGUUUCUAAAAGUAAGACAACCUGGCGGCUCUCGACAUGUUAGGAAAACUGGUCCAGCAAGAUUAAAAGAUACGUUGCAGUUAUUAUUUCGGGAAUCAUCUUGAAAGAUGUUAGUGAGCAUUUAAAACCAUGGAUCACGUUGAAUAGCAACUAGAUUCUAAGUACAGCUCGCUCAUUUUUUACUGGAGUGAAAAAUUUGGCUGAAAUUCAAGUGUUGAGGUAGACUUGGUUGACACCAAACAGAGGUUUAACAUUUAUCUAACAAUUCUUAUAAAUGGAAGUGGGGAAAAAAACACUUGCAAACAUGCAUCUGUACUGACACCACCAGAUUAACAUAAACCUGAAAAAGUUUUUUUUUUUUUAUAUGUCCUAUUUAAAUGUGACGCCGGGAAGGUGGGUUGUGUUCUUGCAAUUAGGACACUGGCGUUAAAAUCCGAACAGAUUAACGGCAUAGCUUUUAUGGCAAUAGGGAGCUAAUGUUCACUGAACUACAUAGUUCCUUAAAGUUUUUUUGAGGAUGUACAGCAAUAAAUUUAAAUAAGUCUCUUAAUAUUUUGGAUAACAUCUAAACAUCCUUAUUGAUUUAAUUUAGAGAGCCCAUUGAACAUAACACAGAAGUCACAGAAUGGUUUCAUAACCCACAAUAAAAACUCGAAGCAAACUGGUUGAUUCAAGGGUGAUCUACUUGUUUUGCAAGAUAAGCACUUCUAUUUUAGGUUAGAAAUUCCUGGCUACUAGCAACCUCGACUGGCUUUCCUGGUAAGCAAUGUACACACUUGUUGGAGUGUCUUAAGAUUAAGGUUGCCUUAGGACAAAAAGUAUUCACACACAAAGGCUCCAUAUUGAAUAGGAAAGACUCCGUGUUAAGUUACAUCCAGGGAUGGUAUACCUGCUGAGCAAGCUUGCCUUGGGUGCAUUAUAAUUAGCUAUUAGCAGCAAAAUAAAAGAUUAAAACACAAGCAUUCUAUUGCUCCAAAUCCUUGAAUUUCAACAGAAAACCAGAUACAGCUUGUACCAGAUACUGCUGGCCUUGGGUGAAUAUAGCUCUUUUGUGUAUAGGUGCGUGAAACAUUUGUUAUCUAAAGUGUUCUGGAAAUCAUAUCUCAAAGCACUAUUCAUAUAAAGCUGCCCCAUUUAUUAAAGUAAAGAAAAUUGCCCCAACAAGUGUACUUCACAUUUUUGGGGGGGGGGGUUCAUUUCAGUUGACAGCGCACUCCUGCCGGCAAAAUGGUUCAUUCCGUGCGCGGCCCAUGUGACAUCAGAGGGGGGGGGAUUUUGUUAUUAUGAUUAUUAUUAUUAUGUGUAUAGUAUUAACAUGUGUAGCAGAACUAUACAAUGGGAUUUAUUGGUGGCUGUGUCCUAUCUUAAAGAAAUUAACAUUUUACAUAAAAUUUUAUUAGUGAAGAUGAACUAAAUGUAAUAAGAAGAAAUAUGAUGAGAAUAUACAUUUUAAAUUAUUUCAGUAGUGCUGUUAUACAGUUUUUCUUACCUGACAUUGAAGUCUGUGCUGUUUAAAAAGAGCAGUUUUUAAUGUCUGCAGCUUUUAUCAUAAAAAAUAAAAUAAAAAAAAAAAUAAAAAAAAAAAGCAGUUUCCGUCUCAUUUAUAGUUUGUUUUUUUUCUAACUCUUUUGUGUACGGAAAACUUUAAAACAUCACUGAGCUGUAAUGUGGUGUUUUAGGAAGUUAUUUAAUUAAAAGGUUUUUGGAACUGAAUGUAAAUUAUCAAAGGAAAACCAUGUGUUUUGUCUUUGAUAAAAUAAACCCUACAGAUUGAUGAGGAUAUCAAUAUUGUAAUUUUCAAAGCAAGCGUACGAUUAUUCAAGAUGCUGAGAUUAUGUAGGAAUGUAGACUAUUGUAGUGACAUACUUAUGUAAGUGUAGCAAAAUAUUCUUUGUUCCAAAGAAAAGAACAUUUCACGUCUGUUGACUAAAAACAAAAUUUUGCCUGUUUUGAAUUGAUUUUUAAAAUUCCUUCUUUCUGGUGGUCUGGGAAUCAUGGAAAUAUGUACUUGAUGGUUAAAGUUAUGUCUGUUUCAUUUAAAUCCCAAUUAAUAUGUGCUAACAUUUUUAAUACUUAUUUUUUUUCUUCCUGCAGGUUCGUGUUUUUGUUAACCAGCUGUACCAGCCAGAGGUAGUCAAAGAUAUAUCAAGUAACCCGGAUUUGAAGGCAAUCCGAAUUGCUUCUGUCAAUCCCAUUUUGGAUCCUUGGAUUUAUAUAUUACUGAGGAAGACUGUGCUAAGCAAACUGAUUGAAAAGAUAAAGUGCUUGUUCUGUAGGAUUGGAGGAGGUAGACGACCUCAUUCAGCAGGGAGCUUUAAUUGCACUGAGGGUAGAAGGGCCUCAUCAGGCCUUUCGAGUCACUCCCCGUCUUUUGUUUCCCGGGAGUUACGAGAAGUUAGUUCCACUUCCCAGACUUUAUUAUAUCCUCUAGAACUGAGUGACGGUAGUUUCAAAGGUAGCACUGUAUUGCCUGGGGCUACAGUUGCCAUUAUCCUGCCUGGAACCACAAAUAGGACGUUGGGUGGUUCUGACCAAUCUGUCUCUUCUGAGGGACCAGACUCUGAGCAAAUUUUGCUAGUAGAUGAAAUACGGACAACACAGACAACUUCAAAUAGAACUUCACCAAAAGGGAAUCCACUCCACGUCACUUUUCCCGAUGACGCACUGAAUUUAUCAGAAAAAUGUAUAUAGGAAUUCCAGAUACAAUGAUGGAUACAAGUUUAUUUUAGCAAGCGUGCAGUCAGCUCCUAACAUGGUGCUCCGUUCUCCUUGCACAAGAUCAUAAAUCAACGCCUUUCCUGUGACAAGGACUCUCUAUGUCCAGUCUUUAUAUGGUACUUGUAUUUCAGGUGGUAGAGGGAGGUAGAGGUAACUAGUGACUUGCUCCUUAAUUCUAAACAACAGAAUUAGGUUUGCCUGAAGCAUUGUUUCACCUUUUCAGACAUUCACCUCUGGCACCCUUUUUCAGUUACUAGACCAACUUUUAACAGAAGGUGUUUUUCCUGUAAAGGGUCAAAACGUUUGAUUGCUCUAUUUUGCCCAAUUUUUGCCAAUUUCCAGUGCAUUUUCUAGGGCAAAUUAAAAUUGUCCAAUGUAUGAUGCCAUUGUGGCCGGCUAAAGCUUUAAAAUGUGAAUUUUUAUGGAUAAAUAUUUGUGUUUGUAUACAGAAUGUACAUGUAUUUAUUGUCUUCUCUGUGAGAAGGAUUUUGGAUCAAAAUGUCUACUUAAAAAAUUGAAAUGGAAUAUGCUCUUUAUUUGUUUUUCAAGAAUCUCCAUACAACUAGAGGUAUUGUUAAUGUCCUAUUACCACUUUGCACUAAAUUAAAAAUAUUACUCAUAUCAAAUUUAUCAUAUAUAUAUAUAAAAAAAGAAAUAUAUAGAAUUAAAUCUGGAUAAAUUUCAAGAAUACAAUUGCUGUAAAGACACAACCCUCUCUGACAUAGGCUACACAAUAAUUUGUAUUUAUUAUCAUACUAAUUUAUUUACUUUAUUGCCCAAUUGAACAAUGAAAACUCUUAAUGGUCCAGAAGAAGGGGAAACAUGGUUCUAUAGCUCUUGUUGGACUAUAUCUGUCUUAGCCAACUUUGAUGAAGGUUGUUCUGUCCAACAGGAGCUGGAUAAACUCAUGAUUGAUUGCCGUCUAAUACACUAUUGUAUCCAUGAAUCAAGAAUAUUUUAUUAUAAAUUAGAGGUACACAAGCAGAUACCAAAAAAGUUUGUCCACAAAGGUAGAGUUAGACCAAGAAGUGGAUAUUUUUUGGUUCUAUAAUUUGUUUUAUAUAAUAUGUUGGACAACUUAUGAUGACGAUGAUGAUGAAGAUAGUUGUUAUACAGUCACAACUAGAAAACAACAUCGGUGGGCUGUACCAUACUAUUGCAUCCUAAAAUCAUUAAUAGUUUAUCAUAAAUGUAAGAGAGGUAAACAGACUAACUAAGAUCUGUCCCUCAAAUAGAGUCAUUUGUCUAGUUAGAAACAUCAACUCUUUGACAGAGUUGGGGGACUAUCAGCUCAAAAGCUAAUGUUAGAUUAAACCAUGAGGUUUUCUGGAUGUGAGUUUCGGGAAACAUAGUCCGAUAAAAUAUAAAAGGUACCAUAGGUUCUUGUCCCUGCUUAUCUGCAAAUGGCAUGUUGGAGAUUUGUUUUGGUAUAAAAAAAGCUAAUUUGUGAACAUUUGCUGUUUGUAAAAACUAAUGUUUCUUGUAGAAAAACAAAGGGUCAUUUUGAAAUUCUGUUCUAGCUCUUGGUAUUGUUUGAUAUUUUUGUAAGCGUGCGUAAAAAGAGGAUUGUAGAAAUGGCAAUGCUUUUGUAACAAUCCGUCAUCUACGUAGAUACAAUUCCACAAUAAAAGUUGGAGACGCCGACUUGCUCUCCACUGGGGUAAAUAGCAACACUUUGGAAAACAAUAGAAAUAUUUUUUUUCUGUUCUCGCUAAAGCAAAAUAUAAUUGUUUCCUGCUGAGUAAUAUUUUACCAGACCAUAAAAAAUAAAAAAAAUAAAAACUUAAAAUUGCUGUUUGCACAAUGUUGUUGGCUUAAAACCUUUAUGGCCAUACACUAGUAUCUUAGGAAAGGGAAUAAACAAACAGACAUUAAAUAUUUAUAUUUAAUGAAAUAUUUUCCUCUCGAUUGUCUCUAUUGUUGAAGAGACAUAGUUCUAGGCUAUACCGGCGUACUUAUCUGUCUAAUGUUAUUGUUACUUUGAUGUAAAAAUAAAAUGGGACUUUAGCACUUACAACAUGUGGUCUCACAUUUUGUAUUAAUAUUUAGUAUUUGCUGUUAACCAGUAGAUGGAUCAACUAUUAAGGGCAGGUUCUAGAGCCAGACCUCCAGCAGAUGAACUACAAUGCAUCAUUCUCACGCAUACCAGCCGAAUGACUACAAUAUUCCUGCUUCCAGCAGCUAGAAGGCUGUUAAUUUUUUACCAGAUCUCGUCUACAGCCUGUGGUUUGUAUCUGUCCAGAUGCAUUGUAGCUCAUUAACAGUCAGAAAGUUGACUUUGGUUCCCAGUGUCUAGAUGCUUUAAGGACACUAAUGAAAUUAGUGACAAUUUUGUGUUCGUGACAAUUUUCAGUCACAUUCUCAGACUACUCAGUCAAUGGACUAUUUCUGCCUCUUGAUUUCUUCUUUGAAUAUUUUGUGAAUCCUGAUAUUUGAAGAAUUUUUAGAGAAAAUUAAAACCAUCAAAUAUGCAUGUUAUGUGUCAGUGGCCAUGUGAAUUGCUUUAUUGUAACUACAGUCGGAGUCUGUGUAAGUACAAAACUUGUAUUGACCAAAUGUUUUAUUUGUUUGUUGUUUCUUAUUUUUUUUAAUUUUUUUUUUGCAGUUUGAGACUUGGGGUAAUCACAAUAAAAUUGCAUUGUUAAGCUUAUUUGUUUACGUGUUUUUUCUUUAAUCUUACUGGUUGUCAUA
Molecule: messenger RNA, 19030 nt
Organism: Pelobates cultripes (western spadefoot toad)
Lineage: Eukaryota; Metazoa; Chordata; Amphibia; Anura; Pelobatidae
Source: the annotation of a GenBank genome assembly